GGAAGUCAAUAACUUAUUGAAAUUAUAAAUCCACACCUUGCGGUCUAAUUGCAAGGUUGUAGCUCUAGAAAAAUAUAGCUAGCUAGAAGGACAUUUCAGUUAUAUAUACUGGAAGACCUACUGCAGUAUUAUAGCAAGACUACUCAGAGAGGAACUCAGAUAGGAAUACGAAAUCACUCAACGCAACGCUCACGUCGUGCUGUCCAGUGCUAGAGACAGUAUACACAACAAUGAGCACAAAGCGAAAGUCCACCAACAGUCCUGAUGGAGCCAAAGGACUCGCAGACACAGGAUGGAUCGAUGUACAAAAGAAGACCUUCACUAACUGGGUCAAUGACAAACUGAAAUCCACCGAGUCCCAGGUUGAGGAACUACAAAGUGGUCUCAAGGACGGAGUGGCCUUGAUCACUCUCCUGCAAAUACUAGCUCCUGGCAAGAAAAUGCCUGGAAAGUUCAAAGCAAAACCAAAGAUGGAUGUCCAUAAACGAGAAAACCUUGAGAUCGCAUUUCGAUUCAUGCAAGAUGUCGAAAAGAUUCCAAUGGUCAAUAUUGGUGCAAGCGACAUCUACCAAACGAACCUCAAGCUAAUCCUCGGCCUUAUAUGGGCUCUCAUCCUUCGCUACCAAAUCGCUGGUCCCUCUGGAGAUGGGGGGCCGGAAACGAAGGAAUCGAAAGAAGCCAAAAAGAAGCGAAAGACGGCUAAAAAACUGUUGCUAAAUUGGGUGAACUCUGCCAUCCCAAACAAACAAGUGGCAAAUUUCAACACAGAUUGGAAUGAUGGACUAGCUCUCUCUGCCUUAGUGGACUACUGCAAACCUGGACUUAUCCCAAACCACGCCUCUCUUGAUCCAAGCAAUGGGCAGGAAAAUAUCAAGAAUGCCAUGGACAUUGCUGAGAAGGAGCUGGGUGUACCACAAGUCAUGCACCCUGACGAUAUGGCUGUGGAGAAGCCAGACGACCUCUCUGUUAUGACGUACAUCUCUGCAUAUUGCAAGCAAGACUCUCCUGGGCGCAAUUCACUAAUUGACUGGAUCAACAGCAAAAUUCCCAACCAGCCCGUGAGCAAUUUCUCCUCUGACUGGACCAACGGACAAGCUGUGGCCGCCCUUACCGAUUCUCUUACUGCCGGGAAGUACCCAGACUCUGAGCAGAUGGACCAUUUUGACUCAUUCAAAAACUGUCAAAAUUCAAUGGCCGCUGCUAAAGAGCUCCUCGGAGUAGAAAUCAUCGUCCCCCCCGAGGAUUUUGCCGAGACUGAUUUAGACGAUCUCACAAGAAUGUCGUACCUCACACAGUUCCAGCACGCCACACUCCCCACCACCCCUAGUCUGGCAUCCACCCUGAAAGCUGUUGGACAUGGUAUCACUGGAGACUCUGCCGAGAAAGAAACAAGCUUCUUUGUACGAGGCCCAAGGAUCCCAAAAUGGGCCAAGUUGGAUGUGACCGUGAAGGGACCCGAUGGAGAAGAACUUCCUAUUAAGAAGCAACCGCAAAGCGGCAAAGCUGUCUCAUUUUUUUAUACUCCUGAAACUGCUGGAAAUUACAGUAUCGAUAUCAAACUCAACAAUGAAGCGAUUCCGAGCUCUCCAUUCCGAGUCGCCCAUACACCCCCUACAAAUGUUCAAGGUUGUCACGCAACUGGAACCGGCCUUUCCACAUCUCGAGUCGGAGACACAGCUGCCUUCAGUGUGAACUGUGAGCAAGGUGGACCUGGUGAGCUACAGGUGGAAGUAGAAGGACCUAACGGAAAUGUUGGAACUGAAAUAGAAGAAACACAACCCAUGAACUAUAGUGUGAACUUUACACCACUUGAAUCUGGCCAGCACGGAGUCUCAGUGACAUGGGCAGACAAACACAUUCCAAACAGCCCAUUUCAAUGCACAGUAACUGAUCCGAAACGCUGUACGGCAAGUGGGCGAGGCCUAACUCGAGCAAGUGUAAACGACCCUCAGACAUUCAACAUCAAGGCCGAGAAGGCUGGACCUGGAGAACUGAACGUGAAUAUCAAAGGCCCAAAUGGAAGUGUUCCAGUAGAGACAAAAGAUAUAGGAAAUGGAAACUUUGAGUGCACGUACCUCCCGAAAGACAAAGGUGCUCAUGAGGUGGAUGUACAGUGGUCAGGUGCUCCCAUAGUCGGCAGUCCCUUCAAAGUGAAUGUCACCGCCCCAGCCGAUGCCUCGAAAUGCCAAGUCAGUAAUCUGCCUGAGGGUCGUCUUCGCGCCAACAAGACAUACUCAUUCAAUGUUGAUAUCUCUGAAGCCGGAUCUGGUGAGCUCACAGCCUCUGCACACGGCCCCACUGUGCCCGAAGACUGCAAUGUCAGCGAAGAACAAACCACAUGCACUGUCAACUUCACCCCCGCUGAGGUGGGACCAAUUAAAGUCGAUGUCUCAUACGGAAACAAUCCAAUUCCAGAAAGUCCGUUUCAAUACACUGUGAAUGACCCCACUAAAGUCAAAGUAAACAGAGCUGCCAUUGAGAGUGGAACCUACCAAUUGAAGCAACCUAUCGACUUCAAAGUUGCUGCACAAUACGCAGGAGAGGGGGAUCUCACCGCCUCCUUCAAAGGACCCAGCGGAGAUGAGGAGAUUGAGGCCAAGAGCCAAUCCAACAACAACUAUCUGUUGCACAUUUGCCCGGAGGAAGGUGGACCUCACGUCAUUGGAAUCAAAUUUGAUGGAGAUGAUAUACCUGGAGUCCCCAUUCGAAUCUUUGUUGAAGCUACCAGUAUGGCCGAUAAUGUGAUUGUCUCUCAACCCAUGCCCAGCAAGAUUGGAGCGUUCCUCAUUGAAUACCCAUACCCUUACAAAGUGAAUGCCUCUGGAGCUGGAAAUGGAGAACUAACUGCCACAAGUGUAGGAGCUCGUACUGGAACUAAACCAAAAUUGGAUAUCUCAGACCUGGACAAUGGACAGUACGCAGUCACUCUCAUUACCACAACCCCUGACGACUACAUAAUCAACAUUUUGUGGUCAGAGGAGGCUGUACCCGGAUCUCCGUUCAACCUCACCGUGGAGGACAAGCCACGCCCAGAGAAGGUGAUCACAGACGGACCUCACUAUCAGAUUGGCUCUCUCUCUCCCGUUACACUCGACGUCAACACUGAGAAAGCUGGUGCCGGAAAACUCUCUGCAACUGUGUAUGGCAACGAAGUUGGAUCUGUGCCAACAGAAAUUAGUGAUGAAACUGACCCAAGAAAAUACAUUGUCUCCUUCACCCCUCCGAAGUUUGACUCUUACUCCAUCAGUGUCCUCUGGUCUUCUGAAAAUGUAACAAACUCUCCAUUCAAGAUUAAUAUCACUCCCCCUGAUGCUAGCAAGUGUGUUGUGACUGGUCCUGAAGUGCCUGCCGAUCCUACUGAAGGGGUGGAGCUUCGUGUGGAUGCUACUCUCGCUGGAAAUGGUAAUCUCACUGCUACGGCUGUGGGCGACACUACUGGAGAAACAGACACAAUUAUCACAGAGACAGAACCAAACAAGUUUAAUGUGAGCUUCAUUCCAGCACUUGCCGACUACUACACAUUGGACGUACUAUGGGGAGGAGAACGCGUUCCUGGAUCUCCAUUCAAAGUCAACGGCAUUGCAGCUGAUGCUGAGAACGUAAUGAUCUGUGAGCCACCCACUGCCAUGCUCGAGGCCGGACAAGCCAUUGGAAUCUGUUUUGACACAUCUAAAGGAGGAAGAGGCGAACUCACUUCCAUUGGCCGAGGCAACAAGAUCGGAGAAAUACCCGUGUCCGUACGUCAGAGGUCCGUUGCCAAGGAGAAGUACGAUGUGCGAUUCACACCGCUCGAACCAGAUGUGUAUGUGAUCUCUGUUUUGUGGGCAGGAAAGAAUGUGAAAGGCUCCCCGUUUACCAUCAACCUGAUGCCUGUUGAUGUGACAAAGAUACGCGUGAUUGGACCGACCAUUUCCCCCAGCCCUAAAGGACCUGUUGAGAUGAUGUUGCAAACCUCUGCAGCAGGCAAGGGCAAAGUGACUGGUACUUGUUCUGGAAAGAAUGUUGGUGAUGUUAAAGUCGCUAUAAAAGAAACUUCAACUGACAUUUACCAACUUGGAUUUGUUCCACCCCAACCGGACAUUUACAAACUUUCUGUACAGUAUGGAGGCCAGGUUCUAGUUGGAUCUCCAUUUCUCAUCAACACUCUCCCCUCUGAUGCUGGACUGGUCAUCGUUACGGAGCCAGACACAGUGGCUCUUGCUGAGUCUCUGCAUUACAAAGUGGAUGCUACAAACGCUGGAAAUGGAGCACUCUUCACAAUCUGUCGUGGAGAAAACUAUGGACAGGUGCAACUGGACACACUUGAAGAAAGCCCUGCCUUGUACGACAUCUCAUUUACUCCACAUCACAGUGACCUCUACAAAAUCACAAUGGAAUGGGAUGGAAAGAAAGUUCCCAGAUCUCCAUUCCAAGUCGAUCUCCGGCAUCCGAUGGCAAACAGAGUGAAAGUUCGUGAGCUGCACAUUCCUCAAGAAGCAGGGACUGGAGAGGAAGUAUGGGUGGAUUUAGACUGCUCUGGCGCUGGUCAUGGUGACAUCAUGGCUGAAGCCAGAGGAAAUCUGGUUGGAAAAGUUCCUGUGACUGCUAACAAAACUUCCAGAGGCAAGUAUCGAGUAAAGUUCCCACCUGUUCAAGCAGACAUCUACAAUUUCUCUCUUGCCUAUGGAGAUGAGCAGAUUCCUGGAUCUCCAUUCUACAUCAACCUUGUGCCUCCCCAACCCAAUCUAGUGCGUUUUCUUGGAACUUCCAAACCAGAAGGAGUUAGCGGACCUAUCGAGUUGCUUUUUGAUAUCAAAGACGCUGGAAAUGGAGAGAUGGCAGCUGACAUAGCUGGAGACACUUGUGGCGUGGUACCAGCAAAGAUUGAGAAGCCUUCGCCCACUCAGUGUAAAGUAUCCUUCGUGCCCAAACAACAAGAGAUGUACAGUGCUGCUAUCUUGUGGUCUAAACGUCCCAUCGUUGGUUCCCCCUUUCGAGUGGAUGCCCGUCCGACUUUGCAUCCGGAGCUGGUGGUUUGUGGUAAGCCACUGUACACGGACAUCAACAAGCCCGUCACACUGGCAAUGGAUAUACGUAUGUCUGGACCUGGAGUCGUUACAGGAGUGUGUUCAAGUGAUGAAGGAGAUAUCGUACCCGUAAGCGUCACAAAGGGAGCCUCAGCUGACCUCUUGACCUUGGCAUAUGUACCCCCGAAACAUGGAAUCUACAAUCUCUCUGCUUUCUUCGAAGGAGAAGAAGUUUCUGGAUCUCCUUUCACAGUCAACUUGAAACCUAUCAGCGAAGUAGCAGAGAUGCAUUUGAUGGAGAAUGUUGAAGAAGCAAUUGCUAUUGUUGUAGGACUUGAAGAAUCUGCUCCAGACACACAAGAGGAGAGCACAGAUUUGAUUGAACUGACCGCUUUCAUUGGUGAACCUCUAGACGUGGCUAUCGAUGUUGAAGAUGAAUCGCAAAAAAAUGGUGAGCUCACAGCAAGUGGCUACGGAGAUGUAACUGGACCUGUGACCGUACAAGCACUCAAAAAUGAAGAUGGAACCUUUGCUGUACAUUUUGACCCCACAACACCUGAUCGCUACUGUCUGGAUGUCAAACUAGGCGGAGAACAUGUACCAAACAGCCCUAUCAUUAUAAGCUACCUCACACCUGUCAUUGCUUCUAAGUGUCGCAUAUUUGGUCUGCAAGAGAUACCGUCAGUACCUCAAGUUCAGGAACCUAUUCACUUUGGAGUAGACACUCGUGAGGCUGGCGUUGCCAAGCUCCAUGUCACCUCUGACGGACCCUCUAUAGAGGGUGAACCAUCGAUCCUCGACGUCAAAGAGAGUGACAAAGAUCCUGGCAUCUACAACAUCACCUACCUCCCUACAUGUGUGGGUCAACACAGAGUACAUCUUCUGUGGGGAAAAGACAAAAUUCCUGGCUCCCCUCUCUCAUUUGAAGUCGGAGAUGUCACACAACUCCAAACAUUCCCAUUCGGAAAGCCAGUUGCAUUGGACUUUGCUGUUGAUCGCAAACUAGGAGACCUUGAUGCUCAUACAGUUCAUGAAGAGAAUGGAAAGAAGACCAAGGUAAAGGUCACCAAACAAUCCAAGGGGAAGUUUAAGCUCGGCUUCCAGCCUGCAGAGCCAGGCAUUUACAAUGUGCAUGUGAUGGUCAAGAAAAAUGAAAUGGCUGGCAGCCCAUUCAGAAUUCGUGUUCUCCCUCCGCCAAACCCCAGUGGAGUCAAGAUCGAAGGUCUAGAGAAUGGAUACGUUAACCAACCAGUGUCCUUUGUUGUGAAUGCCAGACGGGCUGGAGGCGGAGAUUUGAGUGUGCGUGUGUCAGGACCAAAAGAGGUAGCUGAAUCUGACCUCCAAGUCACACCAGGAGGCAAAGAGGGGCUCUUCAAUGUCCAGUGCAUUCCUCGUGUUGCUGGAACUCACUCGUUCAAGAUAUCCUGGGCCGCCACUCCAGUUCCAGGCAGUCCUUUCAGUGUAAACGUGGACGAGCUACGACCAGAAAUACAGAAACCUCUAGUUGCCGAGGCUACAAACCUCGUGGUGGUGGGUCAACCAGUCGACGUCCGUGUCUCCGGUGUGGCUGACUCGGUGAAGCUUUCUUCCAACUGUGAGGGUGAGAGGUCUGGAGAUGCUACUGUCAGUGUGCAACGAGAACAAGACGGCUCUCAAAUCAUUCAUUUUGUCCCAACAUAUGCCGAUGACUUUACUCUGCACAUCUUGCUCGGUAAAGCUGAUAUUGAAGGGAGUCCAUUCUCAAUAAAAGCUGUCGAGCGUGAGGUACUCACUGAGGACUACAACCAUCCACCUGGAAUGACCCGCAAUGACGUCAAAGCUGGUGAAAUUGUCAAUUUAAUCACACCAAUCCAACGAUCAAAGGUACAUGCUACCGCUGACGGUCCUUACGGACUUUGCCCCGUGGAUGUAAAUUCAGAGCUGCCUGGUGCUGUUGGUCUGGGUUUCGUACCACCCCUCAGUGGAGACUACUUGCUACGCGGCAAGGCCAACUCUGAUAUACCAGGAAGCCCAUUUAAGAUCCGAGCUUAUGGAAAAGAUCCAGACCCUAACAAAGUACAGAUUGUCGAUGAAGAUAUGGCCAUUUUUGAGAAAGUUUUGCCAUUUGGACGCUCUGCAAAGUUCCGUAUCUCAACUGUAGACGCUGGACCUGGUACACUGAACAUUACGUCUCGUGGUCCAGGCAAGGCCGAUGUCAAAGUGUUUGACAACAAAGAUGGCACCUAUUCUUGUGAGUUUUCCCCAAGCGUUGCUGGCAAGUACCACAUUGACAUUCUUUGGAACGACGAACACAUCAAGGGCAGUCCAUACCUUCUCACCUUCAAGUCUAAGAAAAGCCGAGUCAUUACUGGACUGGACUUGGAGAAUGAAAACUUCCGUAUCGAUGUUCCCCACCGUUUCAAACUUCAUUGUGACGAAGUCGGAGAGGGUAUUCUCCAAAUCACUCUCACCCCCUCAACUGCAGCUUUGGUCCGUCUCACACCUGUACCUGGCGGAAACUCUUAUCAGUGUGAAAUCAUCCCUAAGGAGGUCGGCAACCAUCAGAUAUUUGUCUUGUACAAUGGAAAGCACAUUCUUGGCAGUCCAUUCAACGUGCAGUUUGAGCUACGCGGAGAUGCAUCGAAGUGUCGAAUGAUUGAGAGCUCCAUUGAGAACGAACAACAAAACACAGAUAAUGUCACCUUCUGUAUAUCCACUGAAGGUGCUGGUAGGGGCAAGCUGACUGCUAAUGUAGAGAAUACUGAGUCAAAAGAUCGAGUGCCCGCGACUAUUGUUCAAACCUCCGACGAUCGCUACAACAUUGAAUUCAACCCCUCGGAUGGUGAAGAAUAUCUACUUACAGUCAAGUACGAUGAACAACAUAUUCUUGGAUCUCCCUUUAAGCUUGUGUUCGGGCCACCUGAAGUUGAUGCGUCUAGAUGCACAGCUGAGGGGGAUGGUCUGGUUGCUUGCAUUGUCGACAAGUGGGAGACAUUUAUAGUGGAUACUAAAGAAGCAGGAUCUGGAGAGCUGAAUGUGGCCAUUGAGGGCGAGGGAGACACAUCUGUAGAACCCAAGAUCUCACCUCUAACUGAUACCAAGCUUGAAGUCAAGUACAUGGCCUCCCACCCAGGAGAGUACAAGAUAUUUGUGACUUGGGGAGGGCAGCAGAUUCCAAACAGUCCCUAUGCAGUGACUUGCUACAAGCAAUCAGAUCCUAAUAUGUUCACUGUUGAAGAUGUAGUCAAUGAAGUGUAUGUCGGUACUCCUGCGACAUUCACCAUCAUUGCCGGGAACUACCCAGGAGAAGGGGACCUUGCAGUGGUUGCACAGUCAUCGCAGCUAAACAAGAGUGUCUCUGGCGUUGUGGAGAAAGAUAGCGAGCGCAAAUAUUUGUGCACUGUGGACAUUCCUGACGCAAGUAGGUACAUGAUGCACGUACGUUGGAAUGGCAGUCACAUUCGAGGCAGCCCCUUCAAGAUAAAGGUCAUGAACCCUCCAAAGCCAAAUUUGGUGAAGGGGUAUGGACCUGGACUAGAGGACGGGGUUGUUGGACAAGAAGGAAACUUCACCGUAGAAACAGGAGAGGGUGGAGCGGGCACUCUGGCUGUCAGGGUGCAUGGUCCAAAGGGAGCAUUUAAGAUCAACAUGCGUCGUCAUCCCGACAAUGAUCGAACCAUCUUAGUGCGUUAUGAUCCCAACCACGCUGGAAAGUACACCAUUGACAUCACCUGGUCUGACAUUAACAUUCCAGGAUCACCCUUCACUGUUAUAGUCAAUGAACAGAAAUCCUGAAUCUGACAAACUCUACAUAAAUGUGGCAUUUAUAAAUUGUAUUUUUAGAUCUACAUAGUUGAAGAACACUCAUUUAGCUUGUAUGUACAAAUUCAUUAGCCCUUUUGAUUUUUAUAUCACUCCCAAUUUCUCAUGAUUUACAAUGUACAUGUAAAUGACCAUGACUUUUAGAAUUUU
This is a messenger RNA of Halichondria panicea, 8957 nucleotides long. RefSeq names its product filamin-C-like. Gene Ontology annotation, biological process: actin cytoskeleton organization. Bases 231 to 8780 code for a protein of 2849 amino acids. NCBI's taxonomy places the organism in Eukaryota, Metazoa, Porifera, Demospongiae, Suberitida, Halichondriidae. The transcript is spliced from 6 exons. The record is from RefSeq and is a predicted model, not a curated record. Gene Ontology annotation, molecular function: actin filament binding.